Messenger RNA from Oncorhynchus tshawytscha (Chinook salmon), 2559 nucleotides. It is a transcript of the gene eif4ba, whose product is annotated as eukaryotic translation initiation factor 4Ba. The transcript has 13 exons. The record is from RefSeq and is a predicted model, not a curated record. NCBI's taxonomy places the organism in Eukaryota, Metazoa, Chordata, Actinopteri, Salmoniformes, Salmonidae. Gene Ontology annotation, molecular function: RNA binding. The coding region runs from base 89 to 1684 and encodes 531 amino acids.
CCCUGUAGGUGGACACGUUGCGAAACAUGCACGCGGAAACUUGCGUGCCCACGUCUCCGGGAUCCAGGGCAGGCUGUCGAUCUCCAACAUGGCGGCGUUAGCAGCUAAGAAGAAGGGGAAUAAGAAGGUGAAGACCCUAUCUCUGACUGACUUCCUUGCUGAUGACAAGGGGGGCAAUGCUCCCACAAGUUACGCUCCCACCAAGCCCGCUAGCAGCUGGGCAGACGAGACCGAUGACCUGGAAACAGAGGUGUCCACCUCCUGGCAUACAGAGGAGGAUAUGUACAGGGCCCCGGCCAUCGACCGCUCCAUCCUGCCCACAGCACCCCGUUCAGCCCGGGAGCCAAAUGUUGACCGCUCCCGUAUCCCACGUGGUCCCCCUUACACCGCCUUCCUGGGCAACUUGCCCUACGACGUCACUGAGGACUCAAUCAAGGACUUCUUCAGGGGUGUGGGGAUCAGUGCAGUGCGUCUUCCUAGAGAGCCCAGUAACCCAGAGAGGCUGAAGGGUUUUGGCUAUGCUGAGUUUGAUGAUGUGGAAUCCCUCCUGAGUGCCUUGAGUCUAAAUGAAGAGAACUUGGGAAAUAGAAGAAUCCGUGUGGACAUUGCAGACCAGUCUAAUGACAAAGGGAGGGAUAAUCACUCCAUGGGUGGCCGGGACAGGGACCGGGGGGGAGACUUUGGCCCAGACAAGACAGACUGUGAUGACUGGAGGGCACCUCGGCCCAGUGGAGGAGAGAGUGACGACGGGCCGCCUCGGAGAGACGACGCCUUUGGAGACCGGUCACGGGACCGCUACGAGUCAGACAGGCCCAGAGGAGAUGAUCGCUACGGAGGGGGCCAGGACAGGUUCAGGGAUCGCUAUGAUGACCGGGAUCGCAGAGAUGACAGAGGAGGUGGUUUUGGUGGUGGUGGUCGCAGGGCAUUUGGCACUGGUUACAGGCGCGAUGAGGGAGGACAGGAUAGCUACCGGCAGGAUAGCUACCGACGGGAUGACUACCGGGUUAGUGGGGAUCGUUAUGGUGACCGUGGUAGUGAUCGAUACGAGAGACGGGAGGAAAGCCGGGAUGACAGAGGUGCUGUCGAGAGGCCCAAGUUGAUCCUGAAGCCCCGUAGUGUACCCAAAGAGAUGGAGCAGAGCAACACCCCGUUUGCCCCCUCAGGCAGGGCUGCCUCCAUCUUCGGCGGGGCUAAGCCAGUGGACACGGCCGCCAAGGAGAGAGAGGUUGAGGAGAGGCUGAAGAGGGAACAGGAGAAACUGCAGCGACAGCUAGAGGACAGGAUCCCAGACCGCAAGCCCAGAGAGAGGCACCCCAGCUGGCGCAGUGAGGACCAACCUGCAGAACGCUCUCGGACGGGCAGCGAGUCUUCCCAACCAGGCAGCCAGUCUGGCAGAGCCUCCAAGCGCAGGGAGAGCGAGCGCUCGGUGGACAGUGGUCGUGAAGAGGAGCCCUCCUCCCCUGUGACCCUGCCCCCUCCCAGACUGGACGGGCAGCCCCUGAAGGUGGUGUUUGCCCCACCCCCCAAGGAGAACGCCUGGGCCAAGAGGACCACGCCCGUUGGGGGCUCCAGUGAGGGCUCGGCUGGGCAACCUGUCGCCCCCAGCAGUGACACAGCCCCACAGCUCACCAGCUCCUCAAGCUUAGCUGAGGCAAAUAAAAAAGAGGUCGAGCUCAGCGAAUAAGUACAGUAUGCAGCCUUGCUAUAAUGGACGCAGACCCACAUGACAAUAUGGAGGACAAUGCAGACAGAGGUGGAAUGAAAGAAGUGAAGAUGUUUGAUGCCAAAAGAGUGAGAUCUCUGCUCUGCACCACAACCUGGCUGGAGCAGCACUACAGCUCCCUUCCUGCUAACCUGCUUCAAUAGAAACCCACCCCACAGUGCUGACUGGCUGCACCAUCAGGACUGUACCUAAACAUAGAGAAAUAAUGACUGGUUUUAAGUAAAAGAGACUGGAGGUUGAAGUUUUAAUCAUUAUAACAAUUUUGAAAGGUGGGGUUGAGAAAACAUGUAUUGCUACGGGCGUCGUCGCCACCCACCACCAGUCUAAAUGCUGGACUAUGUAAGCUGUCUGAGCUCUGUAAGCCUGGUUAUGCUAAUGAUGGAGCGCCUGUGUCCAAGAGGGACAGACAAGAGUUUUAAUAAAAGAAAACAGACAGUCUCCUUAUUUUAGGGGGCUUUGCUGACAUACCUUAACUUCUUUUUGACUAUGAGGGAAGCAAUGUUUGUGUUCCUCUGAUCAUCAUGUAUAGCAGUCAUUAGCUGCUUCUUUCCAGGGUCUUUCCCAAUACACAGUCAAUGGCUUCCUGCUUCCUUCACAGAAAGGAACCGCUUCCUUGUCUCAUCCGGACCUGCCUGGAGGUCAAUGCCAAGGCAACCAUGUCAUGGAAAAUCAUAUGAGCUGUGUGAUAAAUGUUUUGGAGGCAUGCUCUUCACUCACUCUUAUCCAUGUGCCAAGUGUUGACUGGCAUUUAAUGCAGAGGAUGUUUCAGCAUUGUCGUAUGUAACCCCACUAUCACAUGUAACUGAAGGAGAUCUCAUUAAAUGUUUCUGGAUGUU